AAAUAACCAACACAAUCUAUCAAUUUGUGUUAGAAACUGCCCCAGAUUUGAAUCUCUCACUCUCACCCGUCAGUAGGUUAGAGAUCGUAAACACGAUGAUGAGUUCGAUGAAAUUCCAGCUAUAUCCAGCCUCGCUUAGUUUGGCUUCCGGCCGAGCGCUCGCCGGAUGCUGCCAACUGCUAUCACCACGACUACAUAAGCAACGGCGGUUCGCGUCUCUCUCGGUUCAAUCUGAAAAUGCUUCCUGGUCGGAGCAAUUCGACCAGUCUCCCCUCACAUCCACCGCUGUAUCUUCUCCUGCCAUUCAGCCCCUCCAGUUGGUCCUCACCCCUCGCCACAUUCAACUCCUCUCUUUCUUCACCUGCACAGCAGCAAUUUCUGCAACCUGGCUCUUUUGCUCUGCAAUUCCAACUCUUCUGGCUCUAAAUAAGGCAGCUACAUCACUAGAGAAGCUAAUGGAUGCCAUGAGAGAGGAGCUUCCAGAAACAAUGGCUGCAGUGCGGUUAUCUGGAAUGGAGAUCAGUGACCUGACAAUGGAGCUCAGUGACCUCGGUCAGGAAUUAACACAAGGUGUAAGAGGGUCAACUCGAGCUGUGCGUUUGGCAGGGGAGAGGCUGCAGCAGUUGACUAAUAUUGCACCCUCAGCUACCACGCAGGGGGUGACCAGAAUGCAACCAAAGACAGCAGGACCAGCAUUGGCUAGAAGCUUGACGGGCAACAUAAGGGAGGAGAUUGUUAAAGGCCGUGCAUUUUUUGAAAUGCUUUUUACACUCUCCUGGUACUUUGGGUUGGCCUUCAAGUUUUUCAAGCGUCGGGCUAAGAUGGGAAAUGAUGGAACCAAUAUUUAAUCUAUUCUUAAUACAUGCAUAUUGUAUUUGUUAGGGAGAACUAUCAAAUAAGCCCUCAAACUUUCAAAAAAUGUGCAAAUAAGCCCUUUUACAGGAGACUCUGUCCGGCUGUCGCCAUUUGGGGCGGUUUCCGGUGGAAUUUUUUGAUGAAAGUUUUUGAGCAACUUAUUAGUUAAGUCUAGUUUACUCAUACCAAAUUUCAGCUAAAACCUCAACCGGGAAGGCAGUCAAAUGAAUUUUCGAAGAUAACUGCGCAGUUAGAGAGUGCAGUAUAUUUUAGAAAAUCAUUUGGCUACCUUCUCGAUUUAAUUUUUAGCCGAAAUUUGGUAUGGGUAAACUAGACUUAAUGAAAAAGAUGCAAAAAAAAAAAUCAAAAAAAAUCCACCGGAAACUGCCCCAAAUGGCGACAUCCGGACAAAGCCUCAUGUAAAAGGGCUUAUUUGCACUUUUUAUGAAAGUUCGAGGGCCUAUUUGAUAGUUCUCCCUAUUUGUUAUCAAAUGAGGCUGCUGUACUUCUGGUUCUAACUUGGUCAUUGGGACUUGAUUUGGGGUUGCUAAGAUUUGUGAAUUGCAUAUAGUUUGAAAGUUUGAUAGAGACCGAGAAGAGCAUGGGGCGGGACCGGGCUUGGGCCCACUUCCGUGGGCCGGGUUAGGGUUGUUGUUAUAGUUUAAUUAUUAUUAUUAUUAUUAAGUUAAUGUUAUGUUUUAGUUUGGGCCUAUUAUUAGUAGAGUAGUUAGUUGAGUUAAUUUGGGCUUAAUUAGGGUUCAAUUAAUUUGGGCUUGAAUAGAGUUUCUCUUAAGAGGCUAUUUAUACCCCUUGACAGGGUUCAUUCUUGCUCACUUGGAAUAAAAUUGGUUUUAG
Messenger RNA from Cuscuta europaea, 1710 nucleotides. Lineage: Eukaryota; Viridiplantae; Streptophyta; Magnoliopsida; Solanales; Convolvulaceae. The record is from the annotation of a GenBank genome assembly.